CUCGAGUUAUAUGAAUAAAAUGAGGGCAUUUAAACUAACAGUUUUCUUCGCUUCUGUAUUGGUGGUUUGUCGCGGAGAAGUGGCGAAAAAGGACAAAAGAGGGCUCUUAGGUCUUGGAUAUGGCUCCGGAAUUGGUCAUUUAGGAUCAGGCAGUCUAUCUCUAGGACAUGGAUUAGGUUUAGGCGGUGGUUUAGGUCUAGGCCUAUCCUCAGCAGAUAUCGGCCUAGGAGGAACGAGCUCUCACUCCGUUUCGACCAUAAACCGAGCAGUACCGAUUCCAGUACCUCAACAUUAUCCGGUACCCGUCGAUCGUCUGGUACCCAUACCUCACCCUGUACCUGUACCAGUCGAUGUGCCUCGCCUGGUGCCCGUGUCGGUGCCUAAACCUUAUCCUGUUACCAUUACCAGGACGAUACCGUACGAUGUGCCUCGUCCUGUAGCCGUGCCAGUACCGCAUCCUGUACCGGUCUCGGUACCGGCGUCCUUGUCUUUAUCUCACGGGUACUCGGGCUUGGAACUCGGGCAUGGAUUGGGUUCUGGUUUGAUAAGCGGUCACGGUUUGGGCGGAUUAGGUUUGGGAGGUUUGGGCAAAGGGAUUUCCUUAGGGAAAGGAUGGUGAUUAUAUAAUUUUGAUUGUUAAUUAUACGAGCUUUUGUAGGUAUGAAAAUAAAUGUUUUAUUUUAU
Molecule: messenger RNA, 684 nt
Organism: Phyllotreta striolata
Lineage: Eukaryota; Metazoa; Arthropoda; Insecta; Coleoptera; Chrysomelidae
Source: the annotation of a GenBank genome assembly